Ostertagia ostertagi is the source of this 1914-nucleotide messenger RNA. Lineage: Eukaryota; Metazoa; Nematoda; Chromadorea; Rhabditida; Trichostrongylidae. The record is from the annotation of a GenBank genome assembly.
AUGUAUGGAAGCGGUUCGGUCUUUAGAUGUGAAGGUGUUUCAGGCAAAAUGGGGUUCGCUUCGUCUUCUCGUGAAGUGAAGUUGAAGAUGAUGAAAACCUCGAACACUAGGAAGACUACGAGGAAAUUGAAUCGUAUGGCAAAGAAGAAGAAGAUAUCAAGAACUGUAAUUGAUGGUCUCAAGGAUAUCAAGGCUAGAAAGUCGAAGGAGUCGCGAAAGCGUGCUGUCAAUGUAGAAGACGACUGGGUUGCAGAUCGUGAAGCUCAGUAUGACGAAGAAGCUGAGGAUAUCCUUCCCCUGGAUAUGCUGGAUGCGGAUAUCGACUGGGAAAACAGCGCGUUCGCUGGGGUAAAGCGAAGGCAUGACGAGAAGUUCAAAUCGGGAGGCGAUGACGAUAAUAUUGAUGAUGGUGAUAUUGAAAUGAGGAAACGAAAGUUCGAUGGGCAGAUAGAUGAUAACCUGGAAGAAAUGUUGCCUAUAAAAUUGAAGGAUGGAACUCUUCUACGACCAACUCGUGAGAAGAAGAAAUUAGACAAUUCAGAUGAGGAGCUGGAACAAGAAAAUGAAGAACAAGAAGUGAAGCCCGAAAUGGAGGACUACUCUGGUUUAAGUGCUACGGAGCUACUUGCCAAGCGAAAAGAGCUUCUCGCUGAAUUCAAACUAACUAUAUCUACCUAUGCCCACCAACUCCUUACAAAUCCUCAAGAGAAUAUAUACAAGCUGAGGGAUCUAUUCCACUUGUGUCAAGGAGAAAAAGUUCAUCCACUGGUACGUGAGAGCGUGCAGAAACUUGCGGUGGUCAGUAUGCUUCAAGUUCUAAUCGACAUCAUUCCUGGUUACUCUAUCCGCGAACUCACGGCUGAGGAAAGGAAACAAAAGGUGAAGAAGGAAACAAAACGACUGCAAACAUUCGAAGAAUCUCUACUACGCUAUUAUCUGAAAUUUCUUCAGUUUUGCGAGAAAACAACAGGAAAGCUUGAUACUAAGGGACGGAAGCUAGCGGAGGACUCUUUCUCCUACAAACUGGGAAUGUUGUGUUUGAAGUCAAUGAGCAGACUUGUCAUUUCUGCACCUCAUUUCAACUACGCCACUAAUAUAUUGUCGUCACUAGUUCGUCUCUCGUUAUGUAGUAUCCCGGCUGUAGUGUCUGAGGUGUGUGACACACUGCACAGAGUAUUUCGUGAGGAUCUACACUUAAGGAUGUCAUUGUUCGGUGCGCGAAGCAUCGCUUCACUGGUUACUAAACGAAAAGGUCACGUUCCACCUCAACUAAUCGGCACAUUCCUUUCACUAAACAUCAAGGUUUUGUUGUUUUGUUUAAAAUUCCUUAUCUUCGGAUACAAGAAGCAGCUUGAUAAAUUGGAAGCGGAUUUGAAAGAACUCGAUGCAGCGGAGACGCUAUCUACGAAACUAAAAACGUUUUUCAUUGCAGAAAUCAGGAAAAAGCACAUGGUUGUGGUCUCAAAGGCUCUUGAUUCAAUGAUCAACGAAAGGCGGAAACAGGCUCAUGGAAAACUCAUGCAACUGGUGGAAGAAGAUGACUCAGAAGGCGGUGCUGGAGGCAUUUUCCGCAGUGACAUUGACGAUCCAGACGUGUCUAAUGCGAUUGGUAGCACUGUGCGACCCGAGCUCAAAAUGUUGGCACGGCGACGACAUCGUUCACUGAACCAGAUUGCCCAGAACAUCCUCCAUUCGGUUCCAUCAACAGGCCCACUGAAGCUCAAUCCCCAGCUGACAUCUAUUAAACCGUGGGUGUUAAUGGAACGUGACAUUGAGGAAGCUGGAGGGUACUCACAAGUCGACAUGAAGUACCUUGAGGAUAUCCAAAAAUAUCUAAAGAAGCGUCAGCAAGAACUAACACCAAAGAACCUUCAAUUUCACAUAGAGAACUGGUUACAGAGUAGACCUUCUUGA